CGCGUGGUCCAGUGAAGUCUCGAAAGACAGCUGGGAAGUUGAGUUGAAGUAACAGCAUCGAUUAUUCCUGUCUGCCCAGAGGUUAGCAGGAUUGAAGAGAGAAUUGAGAGACUGCCUGCCAGUUAGGUAUUCAUCCGCGACGAGAUGUUUGGAUGGCUAUAUCAGGAUGGCAGGGGCGGACUGCGAUAAGGCGCGUCGCACAACCACCACGAUGCUCAACGAUAGGAUGCGAUUGGUGGCAGAGUCAGCGAACGAGCACCCACAGUGGAUUUUGGAGAGGGUUGUUGUUGAGGGGUUUGGAGGAGAGAAAUGGCGCGAUGUCCAGAGCGGGUUCAGAGACAGUCUGUGCUUGGCAAUGGAACAUAAAAUAUUACGCAGUAAACAAGUGACAGCCCCGCCAGCCUCGUCGCGACAUAACCAUCUACAUACUGCGCACGAAGCACAACCUAGCUACAAUGAUGCCUUUGAUGCCUUCCUAUCUGCAUGAUUGGUCUGUUGAUUUUAUGCGUGAAUCUUUCUUAACUCAUUUGCAAGGCCGUCGGGUUGGCUAGCAGCCAUUUUGACACAUAAGCACCCC
Messenger RNA from Amorphotheca resinae ATCC 22711, 577 nucleotides. RefSeq lists its product as hypothetical. The transcript has a single exon. The record is from RefSeq and is a predicted model, not a curated record. NCBI's taxonomy places the organism in Eukaryota, Fungi, Ascomycota, Leotiomycetes, Helotiales, Amorphothecaceae. Bases 167 to 487 code for a protein of 106 amino acids.